Molecule: messenger RNA, 1151 nt
Organism: Carya illinoinensis
Lineage: Eukaryota; Viridiplantae; Streptophyta; Magnoliopsida; Fagales; Juglandaceae
Exons: 1
Coding region: 312-971 (219 amino acids)
Source: RefSeq, a predicted model, not a curated record
CGUCUAGAAGUCAGAAAUUCCACCCUGAUCAACCGCGUUGCGUGCAAUUAAUCUUCAUAUUUUAAUUUCUUGCACCUUUUUUUCCUGGAAGCUCAGAGUCAGAACCCCUCGUUCAUACGCUUCCGUACUGAUCCCUGUCACAGAUCUACUUAUCCAAACGCUAUAUAUAGAACAACUCGCCCCUGCCAUUUCUCCACACCAACCAACUGCUUUACAUCCUAAAAUUCCUUUCAGCAAAAGGAACUAGAGCGCCGAAAAGGGAACACUACUUUCCUAGCUAGAUAUACACCGUUCGUAUUAAAGGGAAGAAAAUGGGCGAGCAAAUUACGAACCAGGAGCAGGUGUACCCGUUGGCACCAGCAAGUAAGAUGCCAAGAAGCGAUGAAGAAUCAAACACUUUGCAAUCCAACGAGCUCCGAAGAAAGAAAAGGAUCAAGUUGGCGAUAUAUAUAGCUGCUUUUGCUGUAUUUCAGACCAUAGUCAUCGUGGUCUUUUCUCUCACUGUGAUGAAAGUUAAGACCCCUAAAGUCAGGUUGGGCACAAUCGAGUUAAAGAACGUGACCACUAUCACUGGAACUCAAGCAUCGUCACCUUCCUUCGACAUAAGCUUCACAACCCAAGUUAGGGUUAAGAACACAAACUUCGGUCCCUACAAAUACGACAGCUCUAAUGCCACCUUCUUGUACCAGGGCGUGGCCGUUGGGGAAAUCUUCAUUCCUAAGGGUAAGGCUGGGAUGCUUUCGACCAAAAAAGUUAGUAUAACUGUUAGUGUCAAUUCAAAUGCCCUGAACAGCACUACGAGCCUUGGAAAUGAGUUGGGUGCUGGGACCUUGACGCUGAACAGCCAAGCCAAGCUUUGUGGGAAAGUGGAAUUGAUGUUUGUGAUGAAGAAGAAGAAGUCUGCCCAAAUGAACUGCACCAUCUCUAUCAAGCUUAAUGCAGAAAACGCCGUGGAUUUGAAGUGCAAGUGAACAUGAAGCUGUUUUAUGUAGCAGUUUCCUAGCUAUGUUUUUUUCUUAUUAUUAUUAUUAUUAUUUUUUCCUUCCCUGGGCUUUUGUUUGUAUAUUUGUUCUUAUUAUUUCGAUUGCGAGGGAAUACUACACUUAUACGCAUUUCACGAUUUACUCUAUAUCCAUACGAGUUUUGUUAUA